Messenger RNA from Chrysemys picta bellii (western painted turtle), 1868 nucleotides. Lineage: Eukaryota; Metazoa; Chordata; Testudines; Emydidae. The record is from RefSeq and is a predicted model, not a curated record.
AUGGACACAGAUGUUACUGUUGUCUUGUCUUUAGUCCUUGGACUUAUUAUUAUCAUGUAUUUUUUGUUUCAGCCAAGAAAUCCAAAUUCCCCACCUUGUAUCCGCGGCUGGAUCCCUUGGUUUGGAGCUGCAUUUCAGUUUGGGAAAGCUCCUCUGAAGUUUAUAGAACAAGCCAGAAUCAAGUACGGACCAGUGUUCACCGUGUACAUUCUAGGAAAUCGAUUCACCUUUGUGACGGAGACAGAGGAUGUUCUUGAAUUUCUGAAGUCUAAAGAAGCAGAUUUGGAUGAAGCGGUGCAGCAAGCCGUCCAACGCACAGUUUCAAUCUCCAAAGAAAGCUUUCAUCAGAACCGUAGCAUGUUCUUCAAAUUGAUGGUACAACAACUGAGUUCCUCUAACCUGCAUCAGUUCUCUGAGGCUCUGUGUAAAGAAUUCAGCGAGCACGUGGAGCAUUUGGGCAAAGAAGGAACUGAGGAUCUCUGUGACCUAGUAAGGCAUAUCAUGUAUCCAUCAGUAAUGAAAACCCUGUUUGGGAAAAGAUUCUGUCCAACAACUGAGGAGUUUGAAAGGCAUUUUCAGAAUUAUGAUGAAGGAUUUGAAGUCGGGUCCCAGAUGCCAGAAUUUUUUUUAAGGAACUGGUCUAAAUCCAAAACUUGGUUACUUAACGUAUUUGAAGGGAUUGCAACAGACAUAAAGAAAGACAAAUCUUCAGAAAGUGGCUCUAAGACGCUAAUACAGCAUGUCCUGGACAAUUUGCAAGGAAAUGGAGCGUCCAGUUAUUUGCUGCUCUUGUUCUGGGCUUCCCAAGUUAAUGCUGUUUCAGGUGCCUUUUGGACCCUGGCAUUUAUACUAUCCAACCCUUCUGUUUACAAGAACAUCAUGGAGGACAUAGGUUCUGUUUAUGGCAAAGCAGGGGAAGCUAGGAUUGAAGUCUUUGAAGAUGACCUUAAGAAACUCUCAUCAAUUAAGCAGUGUGUUUUGGAAGCCUUACGGCUAACAGCCCCAGGUUCAAUCAUAAGGAAAGCAAUGAAGCCACUAAAAGUUCAGAAUUUUGUCAUUCCACCUGGUGACUUGCUGAUGGCAUCGCCUUAUUGGUUGCACAGGAAUCCAAAAUAUUUCCCUGAGCCUGAAAUAUUUAAGCCUGAUCGUUGGGAAGAGGCAACGUUAAAGAAGAAUGCUUUCUUGGACGGCUAUUUGGCAUUUGGAGGAGGAAAGCACCGGUGUCCAGGAAGAUGGUUUGCUCUAAUGGAGAUUCAUAUGUUAGUUAUUAUACUCCUUUAUAAAUAUCAGUUUACUCUUUUGGACCCAAUGCCAAAGCAGAGUCUUCUCCAGUUAUCAAGGGUGUGUCACCCCGAUGGACCAUGCAGAGUGCAGUAUAAACUCAGAGAAUGAAAAUUUUAUUUUAUUAACUUGGUUUCCUGUACCAGCCACCUCCAGAGUGAUGGACCAUUUGGCUUUUCUGAUUUGGCAUUUCUUCUGUUCCUUAAUGAAUUAAGUUUUAACACUUUUAAUAGGAAAAGGUUCAUAUGCUGAGAAUGCUCAGAGUCAUAUCUUCCAAUGGUGUUAAUUUAUGUAUCUCCAUUGAUGUCAGUUGCCUUCAGUGAAAGCUAUGUAAGUUUACACCAGCUGAGGACCUGGUCUUUAGUAUCUAACCGAAGAACAAAUUAUUGUGAAUGGAAUGUUUUUGUGAACAGAUUAAUAGAUUCCAAGGUCAGAAGGAACUACUCUGAUCAUCUAGUCUGACUUCCCGUCUAAACGCAGGCCAUAGAAUUUCCCGGAAAUACUUCCUGUUUGAACUACAGCAUCUCUUUUAGAAAAACAUCCCAUCUUGAUUUAAAAGUUGUCAAUUAUAUAAGAUUCCAUCAUGA